Belonocnema kinseyi is the source of this 486-nucleotide messenger RNA. Its product is annotated as histone H3. Gene Ontology annotation, cellular component: nucleosome. Lineage: Eukaryota; Metazoa; Arthropoda; Insecta; Hymenoptera; Cynipidae. Gene Ontology annotation, molecular function: protein heterodimerization activity; structural constituent of chromatin; DNA binding. The coding region runs from base 34 to 444 and encodes 136 amino acids. The record is from RefSeq and is a predicted model, not a curated record. The transcript has a single exon.
CGUUAACAGAAACGAACUUCUCAUCAAUUUGAAAUGGCUCGAACCAAGCAGACCGCUCGUAAAUCUACUGGUGGUAAGGCGCCAAGGAAGCAAUUGGCUACCAAGGCUGCAAGAAAGAGUGCUCCCGCCACCGGAGGAGUAAAGAAGCCUCAUCGUUAUAGGCCUGGAACCGUCGCUCUUCGUGAAAUCCGUCGUUAUCAGAAAAGCACUGAGCUUUUAAUCCGCAAACUUCCUUUCCAACGUCUGGUUCGUGAAAUUGCUCAAGAUUUCAAAACUGAUCUUCGUUUCCAGAGUUCUGCCGUUAUGGCUCUCCAGGAAGCCAGCGAAGCUUACUUGGUUGGUCUCUUUGAAGACACUAACUUGUGCGCCAUUCAUGCCAAACGUGUCACCAUCAUGCCUAAGGACAUCCAGUUGGCUCGCCGUAUUCGAGGAGAACGUGCUUAAUUUUUAACUUCAAAUUCUUCAAAACAAUCGGCCCUUUUCAGG